CCGAUUGGACCGUCCCGUCGGAGGGCACGCCCCACCCAGCCCACAGGAAGUCCCGCCCCCUCCCACGUGCAGCCUGGGUCCCACUGCAGACCACGCCCCCCCACGGUCCCGGAAGUCCCGCCCCAGGCCUCACCAUGGCGUUGACUUGCUGCACCGCGCGCCCGAAGUUGGUGGCCUGGAAGCCCGUGGUGCCGAAGGCUUCCAGCAGCGCGCGGUAGUCCACGCCGCGGUUGAAGUCGUAGCCCCGGACCUGGGCGCUCUCGGGCGGCAGCGCCGAGCUGUGCUUCAGCACGGCAGCCAGCGCCGCCGCGGGCGCCCCUCCUUCCAGGGGGCCCUCCAUGCGCUAAGGCCGCGGUCCUAGGUCACGGCCGCCCCCAGCCGGGCCUCCGGCGGCCCUCACACGCGCUUUUCUGCCAGAGGGCAGGAAAUGGGGCUCGGAAGGAGACCGGGGAGACGGACCGGAAGUGGCUCAGUCACAUGCUUCUCCUUGGAGUCUAGGGAGCCGCCAUGUAUUUGCGGCUGUUCCGUAAUACGGAAGCCGCGACGGAAGCCGCGACGGAAGCCGCGAGGAGUCUUUAUUCCCUGGUUUGCGUGUUCUCGGCCUCCUAGGAAUAGCUGCCUGCCUUUGCUGCCACCUGCUGGAGACCCGCCGUGUUGCGUGGUGCUUCCCCGUCCAUUUCUUUUUCCUCCGGGAGAAAGGACAGCUGCUUAGGCGUCGCCUUUGGACAGGAUUUGGGUCACCACGCAGAGUCAGAUACAGUUUCCUGCCUCUGGAUCUCACAGUGAUCCCUGCUCACGUCCCCCACGUGCUACACAACCCUCUGCUCCUCCUUCCACCGGCAGCUGCACUGUCACCUCCUCUGGGAAGCCAUCCCUGACUUUCCAGACUGGCCCAGGGAUCUCCUCUGUCAUCUCCACCAUCACUCUACCCCCAAGGGAGACUGUAAGACCCUUGAGCAUGGAUCUGCAUCUCACACAUCCCCCUAAAUGUGCGCAGGGUCCAGUCCAGAAGCCACCACCCCUAUUCGCUGACCUGGGAUGUGUGGAGACAUAUUAUGCAUUGGGCUCCGCACUGGGUGCUGUGGGUUUAGCAACAAACAGGAUGUGGUCUCUGCCCUCAUGGAGGACACAGUCUGAGAACUGACAGUGACUGGCAGUUCCAUGAGGGCAGGAUUUUGUCCGUUUCGCCUCCUGCUCUUUGAGCAGCACCAGGCACCAACUGGGACCUCGGCAAAUGUCCGGCAAAGUGGCCCUUGGCAGUGACAUCGGGCAGGCCCGCCGGGCCGUGGAGCAGCUGCGCAUGGAGGUGGGCCUGGAGCGCGUGAAGGUGAGGGCCGGGCAGGUGGAUGAGGCGGGCUCGGGGCGCACGGGUGAGCGCCCAGAUGGGACUGACAGGUGGGGGUGCGGGGGGGGGCUCCCCCAGGUGUCCAAGGCGGCCGCCGAGCUGCUGCAGUUCUGCACGGAGCAGGCCAAGAGCGACCCCUUCCUCGUGGGCAUCCCGGCCGCCACCAACCCCUUCAAGGAGAAGAGGCCCUGUGCCAUCCUGUGACCCACGGCCCCAAUAAACAAAGUGACCGUUCCUGGGGUGUGGCUGGGCCCGGGGAGGUGGGGGGUGGCCUCGCAGCAGGUGGGGGGGACAGGCUGGCGGCACUGGCCCAGGUCUCUCCCUCGCCCUCCCCUGGGGUCCCCAGCACUGACACACAUCACCCCUGCAGAGGGGUGACCCUAGAAGCAGGUCCCCCCCACACACGCACACGCACAGCAGUUAGUGUAAUGGAAACACGCCCAGGGCCGCCUCCAGCCCCAAGCACCCCGCACCCGCUCCCCAGAUCGCUUCAUGACACACACAGGGACACCCCUGUGUCCCCCCAGCCCGCACAGACCCUGGCAGAGCCCCCCAGGCUCCCCAAGCCACCAGGCCCAGCCCCCGGAACAUUCCAUCACGUUUAUUCUUUCUUGGUUCACGACUUCGCCACAGUGGAGGCGGGAACGGCGGGGACAGCCAAGUCACCACACAGACAGGGCCCGAGGGUGGAGAGCGGCUCGCCGAUGGGGCCCGGACCCCGACCUCACCCCCGAGCCCGGGCCAGCCCGGGGCCCCCUGCCCGACCACGGCCCAGACGCCCUGGCGCCCCAGGCCCCGGGCUGGGGGUGGGGGGCUGGAGCAGAGCUAGCACCAGCGUGGGGGAAACGCCCCCCGAGAACGGAGUCCUCCAAGACCAGAGUCCAGCUCCGAGACCACCCUCAGGCCUGCAGCCUCCAGACCUCCAGCGACAGGCCCCCGGAGGCGGCCACCACCAGGUUGCCCUCGGCACAGAUCUGGGGGGACAGGGACGUCAG
Molecule: messenger RNA, 2340 nt
Organism: Choloepus didactylus (southern two-toed sloth)
Lineage: Eukaryota; Metazoa; Chordata; Mammalia; Pilosa; Megalonychidae
Gene: GNG14
Product: G protein subunit gamma 14
Exons: 3
Coding region: 1235-1549 (104 amino acids)
Biological process (GO): G protein-coupled receptor signaling pathway
Cellular component (GO): heterotrimeric G-protein complex
Molecular function (GO): G-protein beta-subunit binding
Source: RefSeq, a predicted model, not a curated record